AUUAUAAUUUCAUUUCAUCAUAACAACAAGCUUAAACAAUGAAGUGCAAGUAAGACCACCGGCCUCUCCGCCGCCGCCACCACCUUCUCUCUCAUACUCUCUUGGUCGCCUCAGGUCCCACUUUCAACCAGAGAGACAGGGAAAGAAGAUAAUAAAUCCGACUAAAUGGGCUGCACGGUAUCCAAGCUAGACAACGAGGACACUGUCCGGCGGUGCAGGGAGCGGCGCCGCCUCACCAAGGAAGCCGUCCUCGCCCGCCACCACCUCGCCGCCGCCCACUCCGACUACUGCCGCUCCCUCCGCCUCACCGCCUCCGCCCUCGUCUCAUUCGCCGCCGGCGAGCCCCUUCCCAUCUCCGACGACACCCCCGCCGUCCUCCUCCGCACAAACACCAAACCCCCUUCACCCUCCGUCCACUCUCCUCCCUUCCCCACUGCCACCGCCUCCUCCCACCCGCCGCGGUGGAGAAAGCCCGUUAAACUUCCCCACAUACUAUCAGACUCGAGCUUCUCCUCUUCACCACCGCCCAACCACGAUUUCACUUACACCGCCAGACCUAAUUCAACCUAUUCGACUACACCUUCAGAUUCCGAAACCUCCUCUGUGUGGGAUUGGGAUAAUUUCCAACCUCCGCCGUCGCCACCAGGCUCCGACUACUUCCACAAACUCCAAAACAACUAUGAACACAACAACGACGAGAGAGCUUCAAUCCGCAAGCACCACAGUCCGUCGAAGCUACUCGACGAUCGGGCAUCCAAUUACUCAUUGUUCUCAAAUUAUUCAGAUAAAAGCAACAACACGUACUCGAAAAAUCACACGAAACAAAAAUCAGAAAAGUUAGGGCAAAAUCGGAGAAGCUGGGAAGGUGAAGAGGACGGGACAGAGAGAGAGGAAGUAGAGUGCAGCGAUUGGGGAGAUCAUGAAAAUGAAAAUUGCAGAAGCACGAGCUGCUCGAGUGACGGUGAAGAUGAAAAAGGGGAUUCUGAACCUGUUGAGGAAUUUCGAAAUUUCGAAUCGGCGGGAAAUGAGGCUUUGAAAGUGAAUUCAGAAUUCUCGAGCAAAUCAGAGAAGCUCUCGUCAGAAGAAGAAGAAGUUGGUGAUGGAAAAUCAAAAUCGUCUGCUGAUGGGAAAAUUGCAGUGAAGCACAGAAAUUUGACUGAGAUCGCUGAGGCUAUUGGAGAGUAUUUCAAUGAGGCUGCAUUGGCCGGUGAGAAGGUCUCCGAGAUGCUUGAAGCGGGCCGGGCUCAGCUUGAUCAGAGAUUCAAGCAGUUGAGAAAGACAGUCUAUCAUUCAAGUGGAAUGUUUAGUAACUUGAGCUCGAGCUGGACCUCAAAGCCUCCAUUGGCAGUUAAAUACCAAUUGGAUCCGGGUUCUAUCGAACAAUCUGGUGGGCCCAAGAGCCUUUGUUCGACUUUGGACUGUCUCUUGGCUUGGGAAAAGAAACUAUAUCAAGAAGUGAAGGCUAGAGAAGGAGCUAAAAUCGAGCAUGAGAAGAAGUUAUCUGUUCUUCAGAGCCAAGAUUAUCGCGGGGAAGAUGGCGCCAAGUUGGACAAGACAAAGGCAUCAAUAAAGAGGCUACAAUCCUUAAUUAUGGUCACUUCUCAAGCCGUUUCAACUACCUCAUUCGCUAUCAUCGGCCUACGAGACUCCGACCUCGUCCCUCAGCUUGUCCAACUUUGUCAAGGUUGCAUGUGCAUGUGGAGAUCAAUGAACAGGUCCCAUGAAAUCCAACACAACAUAGUCCAGCAAGUCCGUGGCCUCACGAACCGAACCUCAACAGACGAAUCAACCUCCGAACCCCAUCGCCAGUCGACCCGUGAGCUCGAAUCAGCCGUCGCCACCUGGCACUCGAGCUUCCUCCGUCUAAUCAGAUCUCAACGCGAAUUCAUACGCUCCUUACACGCCUGGCUCAAGCUCGUCCUUCUCCCUCUCAACAACGACGACCCCCAAAAUAAAGAAUAUUCCGGAACUUUCGCCUUCCUCGAAGAGUGGAAACUCGCCCUCGACCGAAUUCCCGACCCAGUCGCGGCCGAAGCCAUUCAGAGCCUCAACAAUGUCGUACGGUCGAUCUCUCUAAAACAGACGGAGGAGAUUAAAUCGAGAAAACGGGUGGAAAUCGUGAGAAAGGAGCUCGAGAAGAAGGCCUUGGCUAUUUCGGACAUCGAGAAAAAAUACUACAAUGGGUCGGUUUUGGACCCGCUGGCGGAGAAAAAGGCUGAGCUGGCGGGAUUUCGAAGACGAGUGGAGGAUGAGAUGGUUAGCCACUCGAAAGCGGUGGAGGUGACUCGGGCUAUGACGUUGAGUAAUAUGCAGACGGGUUUGCCUAACGUGUUCCAAGCCAUGACUGGCUUUUCUGCUUCUAUGGUGGAGGCUCUUGAGACGGUUUGUAGAAAAUCGUUUGCGAUUUAGUUGAUGAAUGUGUGUGAACAGAGUUUUAUGUGUUUUU
Striga asiatica is the source of this 2446-nucleotide messenger RNA. The record is from the annotation of a GenBank genome assembly. NCBI's taxonomy places the organism in Eukaryota, Viridiplantae, Streptophyta, Magnoliopsida, Lamiales, Orobanchaceae.